Molecule: messenger RNA, 909 nt
Organism: Theobroma umbraticum
Lineage: Eukaryota; Viridiplantae; Streptophyta; Magnoliopsida; Malvales; Malvaceae
Source: RefSeq, a predicted model, not a curated record
AUGAUUAGCACAAAGAUUCUGAUCAGAAUGGCAAGAAAGUGGCGGAAAACUGCUGCCAUUGGCAGGAAGAGGGUUAGUUCAUCGAGGACUGAUCGAAAGUUGGCUGGUGCCAACCGUUCUAAUAAAUCAUCAGUGGUUGAUAAAGGGCAUUUUGUAAUCUACACAACUGAUAAGAAGCGUUUUGUGAUUCCCUUGGCGUAUCUUUGCAACAACAUCAUUCUCGAGCUCUUGAAGAUGUCUGAAGAGGAGUUUGGACUGCCAAGUGAUGGGCCUAUAAUAUUGCCGUGUAGUUCAGUUGUCAUGAAUUACAUUGUCUCCCUGGUAAAACAAGGAUUAACUAAGGAUUUGGAGAAAGCUGUGCUGAACUCUGUUGCAAGCUACCGCUGCUCUUCGAGUACUACUGAUUUCCAACAAGGACAUGCAGAUCAACAGUCACUUGUUUGUGGAUUCAGAAAUAACAAGAUGAUCAAUGCCAAGAAGCUCAUCAAAUUGGCUAGGAAAUGGCAGAAGCUUGCUGCCAUCAAGCAAAAGAAGAUAGCAUUGCCUAGGAUGUCUCAAGAUGUUGGCACAAAUGAUUGCAGCACAUCAUCAAUCCUUGAGAAAGGUCAUUUUGUGGUGUAUAGUCCAGAUCAGAAACGCUUCAUGCUUCCUCUAGAAUACCUUAAGAAGGAAAUUGUCAGACAGUUAUUCAAACUGACAGAAGAAGAGUUUGGAGUUCCAAGCAAUGGACCUCUAACACUACCUUGUGAUGCAGUCUUUUUGCACUAUGUAAUUUCUUUGAUCAAACUGCACCUGACUGAAGAUGUAGAAAAAGCAUUGCUCACAUCCCUAGCCAAUGGCCAUUGCUCAUCAUCUUCAUGUCGAAACCAAGAAUCAAGAAAUCAACCAUCAUUAAUUUGCAGCUUCUAA